Messenger RNA from Triticum aestivum (bread wheat), 731 nucleotides. RefSeq names its product protein TsetseEP. The transcript has a single exon. The record is from RefSeq and is a predicted model, not a curated record. Lineage: Eukaryota; Viridiplantae; Streptophyta; Magnoliopsida; Poales; Poaceae. The coding region runs from base 52 to 477 and encodes 141 amino acids.
ACAAAGCACAUCAGGUGCAACACUAGCCGCAAGCACAAGAAAUAGGCAGCAAUGGCGAGGCAUGGCCUCCUCGCCGUGCUCCUCAUCGGGGUAGUGGCAGCAUCCACUUUCCACCAAGCAUCCGCUGCUGGCCGAGGCCUUGCUGCCGUCAAGAAGUUUGCAGAGCCAAAGCCAAAGCCAGAACACAAACCAGAGCCAAUGCCAAAACCUAUGCCACUCUCAGAGCCGGAGCCUUGCAAACCUGAACCGAUGCCCAAACCCAAACCAAAGCCUAGACCCAAGCCUGAACUUGGACCCAAGCCCGAGCAGAUGCCAAAACUGAAGCCAAAGCCCAAGCCCAAGCCCUGCUCCAAACCAAAGCCAAAGCCUAAGCCCGAGCCCAUGCCGAAACCUGAACCAAAGUCGGAGCCCAAGCCUAAACCUGAACCGAAACCGAAGCCGCCUCCAAAGUGCAAACCACCGACCAAUCACAGUUGAUCGAUGGGAUACUGAUAUAUGCCAGUUACUGGAGGAGACCCCGUAUGAAGCCACAGUGUGUUAUUUCUAGAAUAAGUGGUGUUGUAUUCCCUGUAUUCAUUUAUAGUUCCAUGCACGUGUGAUAAGUAUUAGUACUCUGUAAUUAUUAUUUGCAUGUUGGUAUAUGUUAAAUCUACUUUGUAUGUGACUCGGCACAUUCUUUUGAGUAUCUACGCAUGAUCGCAUCCAUUUAUAUGAAUGAGCUAUUCUGUCCA